AUGUCCUCACACGAGAAACUCUCCGCCGCCGCCAACGACCGCAAAGCCCGCCUCGCGCAACUCAAAUCCCUCAAGCGCAAACAAGCUCCCACUGACGACGCCUCCACCGAAGAUGACUCUGCAGCCCUCACGAGAAUAUCAAUGGAGCCCACAUCAACAGAUCUCGCAAUUGUCGAAGAGCUCUCAGUAUCAUCCACCUACCUCUCCGGCCGCAACUACGACCCCACCACGCGCAACGUAAAACUCGGCUUCGACGCCCUCCCCAUCUCAGACCCUACUUCUACCCUCGAAUACAAAGCCGAGCAGCUCGCGCUCGACAUCAAGACCGCACAGCAAAAAGAGCUUGCCGAAGACAAAGGGCUUGACCUGUUCAAACUGCAGCCGAAGAAGCCGAACUGGGAUUUGAAAAGGGACCUAGGUGAAAAGAUAAGGGGGCUAGAGGUGCAGACUGAGAAUGCGAUUGCGAGAUUGGUAAGGAAGAGGGUGGAAGCGCAAAAGAGGGGGCAAUGGGAGUGA
This is a messenger RNA of Didymosphaeria variabile, 516 nucleotides long. RefSeq lists its product as uncharacterized. The coding region runs from base 1 to 516 and encodes 171 amino acids. Lineage: Eukaryota; Fungi; Ascomycota; Dothideomycetes; Pleosporales; Didymosphaeriaceae. The record is from RefSeq and is a predicted model, not a curated record. The transcript has a single exon. Gene Ontology annotation, cellular component: post-mRNA release spliceosomal complex; U2-type spliceosomal complex.